GGGGCUGUGUCCCGCUUCGUUCCUAGCCGUCGGGUCACACUAGAGCAGCCGGCGUCCCCGGGCGAGGAAGAUGCUGCCGAUCGCGAAGAGCCUGAAACAGGGCAAAAGGGGCAUUCUAGAGCGCUUGGAUGCUGGAGAGAUUGUGAUUGGAGAUGGGGGAUUUGUCUUUGCCCUAGAAAAGAGGGGAUAUGUAAAAGCUGGGCCUUGGACUCCCGAAGCAACAGUAGAACACCCAGAAGCAGUUCGUCAGCUUCACAGGGAAUUCCUCAGAGCUGGAUCCAACGUUCUGCAAACAUUCACCUUUUAUGCCAGUGAGGACAAACUAGAGAACAGAGGCAACUACGUAGCUGAGAAAAUAACUUGCCAGAAAGUGAACGAAGCUGCUUGUGACAUUGCCAGAGAAGUGGCCAAUGAAGGUGAUGCUUUAGUAGCUGGAGGAGUUAGUCAGACACCAUCAUACUUAAGCUGCAAGGACAAAGCAGAGGUUAAAGCAGUCUUUCGAAAGCAGCUAGAUAUCUUCAUGAAGAAGAAUGUGGACUUCCUCAUUGCAGAGUAUUUUGAACAUGUUGAAGAAGCUGUCUGGGCAGUUGAAGUCCUAAAAGAAUCUGGCAAGCCAGUUGCAGCUACAAUGUGCAUAGGUCCAGAAGGAGACAUGCAUGGUGUGCCUCCUGGACAAUGUGCUGUCCAACUGGUGAAGGCUGGUGCUUCCAUUGUUGGAGUCAACUGUCAUUUUGACCCAGAUACUGUACUGGAAACUGUGAAACUGAUGAAAGAGGGCUUGCAAGCUGCUAAACUGAAAGCCCACCUGAUGUCUCAACCACUUGCUUUCCAUACACCUGACUGUGGGAAGCAGGGAUUUAUUGAUCUUCCUGAAUUUCCCUUUGGUCUGGAACCAAGAAUCAUCACUAGAUGGGAUGUUCAAAAAUACGCAAGAAAGGCUUAUGACUUAGGAAUCCGCUAUAUUGGAGGCUGCUGUGGAUUUGAGCCAUAUCAUGUCCGAGCAAUAGCUGAAGAGCUGGCUCCUGAAAGAGGAUUUUUACCAGAAGCUUCUGAGAAACAUGGUAGCUGGGGCAAUAGCCUGAGCAUGCAUACUAAACCCUGGGUCAGAGCAAGAGCAAGAAAAGAAUACUGGGAGAAUCUGAAGCCUGCUUCAGGCAGGCCAUAUUGUCCUUCAAUGUCAAAGCCAGAUGGCUGGGGAGUGACCAAAGGAGCCAGGGAGCUGAUGCAGCAGAAAGAAGCAACAACUGAACAGCAGCUGAAGGAGCUCUUCCAGAAACAGAAAGUCUAAUCUGCUGCAAUUGUCUGAAUGUUAGGAUGUUAGAACGUCUCAUCCUUUGAAAGAAAACUUGUGAAGAUUAAUACCCUGUUAAUUUGUUCAACUAACAUGUAAUGAAAGAGGCAAAAUGCAAAGAGAAUAUGAUUACAAAUUAAAUAUGAGAAGCUUUGAUAAUAAAAUCUUUCUCUGGACAAAUA
Gallus gallus (chicken) is the source of this 1473-nucleotide messenger RNA. RefSeq names its product betaine--homocysteine S-methyltransferase 2 (gene BHMT2). Bases 71 to 1288 code for a protein of 405 amino acids. The record is from RefSeq and is a predicted model, not a curated record. The transcript is spliced from 8 exons. Lineage: Eukaryota; Metazoa; Chordata; Aves; Galliformes; Phasianidae. Gene Ontology annotation, molecular function: betaine-homocysteine S-methyltransferase activity; zinc ion binding.